CAUAACCACAAACAUAACCUCAAAAUAAAUAUCAAUUCUCUUCUAAUUUGUUUAAUUAUUGAAAUGAAUAUUAAAUUUUAAUCAAAACAUUUGAAGGAAGUGUAUAAUUAGAACUAAAACUACUAAGUUUGUAUUAAGUGAACAGCUAAAUAUACGAAAAUACUUGGUACGAAACAUAAAAUGAAUGUUAACCUAUUGAGCAAAGUUAUACGGACAAGACCUACAAAUAUAUUCUUUCUAAGAUGGAAUAGUUCAGAAAAGAAGCUGGCCACAUACGAUCCCUUUCUCGCCAAACCGAAAAAGACAAAAGAAACAUACUUAGAAGUUAUUAAGUUAUUCGAAGACCAAGACACAAGGCGGCGGGGUCAUGUCGAGUUUAUAUAUGCCGCUUUAAGUAAAAUGAAGGAAUUCGGCGUUCAGAAAGACUUGGAAGUAUAUAAAGCUUUGGUCGAUGUUCUGCCGAAAGGGAAGUUUAUACCUACUAAUAUAUUUCAGGCAGAAUUUAUGCAUUAUCCAAAACAACAACAGUGUGCUGUGGAUUUGUUAGAACAAAUGGAGGAUAACGGUGUGAUGCCAGAUUCAGAAUUGGAGCAAAUGUUAUUAAACAUAUUUGGCAGAAGAGGGAUCCCCUUACGGAAGUUCUGGCGCAUGAUGUACUGGAUGCCAAAGUUCAAGAACCUAAGUCCAUGGCACUUACCUGAAGAGCUGCCUGGUGAUACCUUGGAACUGGCCAGACUUGCUAUACAAAGGAUAACGUCAGUGGACCCAGACACAAAGAUAGAUACUUGGCAGACAGAAGAAAUCGAAGCCUCCCUAGAUAAGACAUGGAUUGUGAGUGCCCAGAGUAGAACACAACAGAUCCUCUUAGCAGAACAGCCGCAGAAUGAACCGUUGGUUAUAAAAGGCCCUUUCAAUGUGUAUCUCCGAGACCAAGUUGUCACCUACUUUAUAUUGCUUGGAAAAACCCGACCGGACUAUAAAGAUGAAUCAGACACAGAUGAUGUUUCCAAUAUUCCAAGGCCACCAGGAAUACCAGGUGUUAUAGGAAAAAUAACACUACCCCAAGUCAAGAGCACAAUACAUGAGCAAGAUGAUGGUACAAUAGUAGCUAUCUGCGCUACAGGAACAUCAUCAAGAGAUUCCCUGCUAUCAUGGAUAAGGUUACUAGAAAGAAAUAAUAACCCCCUAUUAUCAAGUAUACCAGUUAUAUUUACGCUUGUGGCGCCACCUUGUGAUGUGUCGCUGUUUGAAACUCAGCCUGCUACUCAAAAUGAGAAAAAUGAAAAGACGGAAUAGAAAAUGAAGUGUUUUUAGCUGAGCCAAGUCAUCAAAAACCUAUCAAUAUUCACAUAAAUGUAUCUUGGACCAUUAUAGUAAAGUUAUCAGACCUGCCCCGGCUUAUUCAUCAUCAUGAUCAUCCCAUAGCCGGCCCACUACUGAGAACAGGUCUCCUCUCAGAAUGAGAAAUGUUUAGCCCAUGGUCUGUCACACUGGCCCAGUGCAGAUUGGCAGCCUUCACAUGAAAUUCUAAAGAGAACUCUCAGGCAUACAGGUUUCCUCACAAUACAUAUUUUCUUUCAUUGUUGAAGCAAGUGAUAGAAGAUAAGAAUAUUUAUUCAAUGACUUUUUUAAAAGUACAGCCUUUAGGGCUCCAAAAUAAUGAGUAUAGUCUGUUCACUAACAUAAUGUGGCUACCUAAGUGUUUAUUAUUUACAUUUUAUCACAAUAACCAUGAGAAUGAUAUUAUAGUACAUAUUCUAUUUUAUACUUAAAAAUAGAAAACAUUUACUUGACAAACACAGUAAAAAAUAAAAUGUGGGCUUGCACAUAUAGCAGCACUAUGCUAGUGAACAGGAUCAUAAUGGCAAAUUAUAAUAAAAUUGUUAUUUAUCUAGAAAUAAAACAAUUGUUUCUGUUCAAAUUGUUUUAUUUACAUUUUUACAGUUUUCCACAACUUUUUAUUUAGGAUUAGAUUCACAUUCUUGUUUCGAUUCUAUUUUAACUCACUUAUUAGAUUAGAUAUUAGUAACAGCCUCUUAUAACAAGUGUAAAUUAAAAAUUUAUAACACCCCCGACAAGUGAAGGUUACAGUAACUAGAAAAGAGCUGAUAACUUUCAAACAGCUGAACCAAUUUUCUUGGAUUAUA
Molecule: messenger RNA, 2147 nt
Organism: Maniola jurtina (meadow brown)
Lineage: Eukaryota; Metazoa; Arthropoda; Insecta; Lepidoptera; Nymphalidae
Gene: ECSIT
Product: evolutionarily conserved signaling intermediate in Toll pathway, mitochondrial
Exons: 5
Coding region: 181-1296 (371 amino acids)
Cellular component (GO): mitochondrion
Molecular function (GO): protein binding
Source: RefSeq, a predicted model, not a curated record